AUGCCAGCUUCGAGUCUAAAGAAGGGAAUCUUUAGAUUAAUCACUAUUGAAACCAGGAGAGAAUACAACUCAAAACUUCUCGCUUGUAUAGGCAGGCUGGCGUUAAUCCUUUGGCAGCUAAUAAAAACUGGUGGUAGAGAUGAUUGUUGCUUGCCUACUUUAGCCACUAUUCCAGUCUGGAUAGGCUUGUAUCAAGCUCUUUCAAAUGUGGCAAAUGAGGGAUUGUUGAUUGAAGUUUUCUUUUGGAUCCCUUCUUUGGGUGGGCCAACUACAAUUGCUGCUCGACAAAGUGGAUCUGGGAUUUCUUGGCUUAUUCCAUUUUUGGAUGGCCAUCCACAAUUGGGUUGGCAUGACACUGCUGCAUACCUUGUUUUACCCGUGCUUCUUGUUGUCAGUCAAUAUGUUUCAAUGGAGCUGAUGAAGCCUCCCCAGACGGAUCCAGCCCAAAAGAACACACUUCUUGUUCUCAAGUUUCUUCCGCUUAUGAUUGGUUACUUUUCGUUAUCUGUUCCGUCAGGUUUAUCAAUUUACUAG
Messenger RNA from Hibiscus syriacus, 534 nucleotides. RefSeq names its product inner membrane protein PPF-1, chloroplastic-like. Gene Ontology annotation, biological process: protein localization to chloroplast; thylakoid membrane organization; protein insertion into membrane. The record is from RefSeq and is a predicted model, not a curated record. The transcript is spliced from 7 exons. Gene Ontology annotation, cellular component: chloroplast thylakoid membrane. NCBI's taxonomy places the organism in Eukaryota, Viridiplantae, Streptophyta, Magnoliopsida, Malvales, Malvaceae. Gene Ontology annotation, molecular function: membrane insertase activity. The coding region runs from base 1 to 534 and encodes 177 amino acids.